Gongylonema pulchrum is the source of this 759-nucleotide messenger RNA. NCBI's taxonomy places the organism in Eukaryota, Metazoa, Nematoda, Chromadorea, Rhabditida, Gongylonematidae. The record is from the annotation of a GenBank genome assembly.
AUGGACCCUGCGGAAGACGAUGAAUUUCUGCAGCGAUGCCUGCACCCACCGCCAGAAGAACGGGAAUCCAUACUGGACUUCAAGAACCAUCUUUUCCUGCACUGGGUCGCCUCAGACACCGUCCAGUGCUGGAAUGAUGUGCUGGGAGUUUUCGAUAUUAAACAGGACGAUGCACGUACGGAGAUCUCGAGUAGGCUGCUUGAUCCUUUGCUUAAAUACGAAAAAAUGCUUGAUACCAAAACAAUGAAAGCCGUGCUGGAAAGCGACGACGCCUAUUUCGGCGUGGUUAUCAAGGAACUACACCAAGACAUGCUGCAGUUGGCUACAGCCGAGAUGGCCGUAAGUCAUUUUUUGCUCAAUAAAUAUUUCUGUUCUAAUCCAUCGGUGACCACUGGCCGCGAUAAGUCGAGGAAGAAGCGGGUUCUUAAAUUCCGACAGUUCAAAUUGGAAAGACAGCGAGCGGCGCGGAUGCGAGAAUCGGGAUUGACCGAAAAAGAAGAGAGACCGGAGGCGGCGCAAAUGCGGAAAACGGGGCCGACGAAAAAAGAGGGGAAACCGGAAGUGGCGCAAAUGCGGAAAACGGAGCCGAAGAAAAAAGAGGGAAAACCGGCAGCAGCGCAAGGGCAGAAGUCAAAAACGACCGGAAAGGAAGAGAUAACUGAUAGCGACGAUGACAGUCCGGAAUACGUUUGUAGCAGAUGUGUUGCGUCGGGGAUGCGUUGGAGAACAAAGACAAACCGAGUGCCACGCUUUUCCUAG